Camellia sinensis is the source of this 2712-nucleotide messenger RNA. RefSeq names its product exocyst complex component EXO70I. Gene Ontology annotation, cellular component: exocyst. Lineage: Eukaryota; Viridiplantae; Streptophyta; Magnoliopsida; Ericales; Theaceae. Gene Ontology annotation, molecular function: phosphatidylinositol-4,5-bisphosphate binding. The record is from RefSeq and is a predicted model, not a curated record. Gene Ontology annotation, biological process: exocytosis.
UCUGCGUCAUCUUCUUUCCCCCCCAAAAACAUAUAGUCCAUCUAUACACAGCUCACAUUUCACCACCCACAAAUUCUUUUCCCUCUCCUCUCUCUUUUUCCUUCUCUUGUUAAAUUCACAUCCAUGGAGAUCAAAGAAGACGACUCGACGCUUAUCAAGCUCGAAACAGCGUGUUCAGACCUCAAAAACCUCCUCAAAACGUCAGCUGAAGUAGAGGUGAGUCUCGAGAAAAUGGACAAGAAACUGGACAUAUUUCAAGAAAGUCUAACAACAGCCUCAAGAAGAGUAGCUCCCCUCCAGUCCCUGUCUAUUGCCGCGAAAGCUCUUGACACCCGAAUCAACCGUGCCGUCUCUCCAGCUCUCUCCCUCCUCGACAGCUUCAAGCUCACCGAGUCUCUCCAGCGCCGACUGCUCGAUAUCUCCUCCAAGUUGUCGAGCGAGAAAUUGCAGAAGAAGAGGCUGAAGCGGCUGAAGAAGUAUGUGGAUUGCGUGAACAAGCUUGACGCGGCGAUUAAUUUGAUUAGUCAGGAGUGCGAGCCGGCGAUUCAGAAGCUUCAGGAAGUUGUGGAGUUUUUGAGCAGGACUAAGGCGACUGAUCAGUACAGGACGCAUAGAUUGAAAGAGACUUUGAUGACGCUUAAGGCUCUGUAUGAAACCGAGGUUGAUGCUAUGAGGUUUGAUGGGUUGCUUGAUGAGGCUUUGCUUAGUUUGCAAGAUGAGUUUGAGGGUUUAUUGCAGCAACUGAGGCAUCGGAAUAUAGGUGAGAUGGCAGCAGUGGCGGCGCAAAGUGAGGUUGAUACGGCGGAGGAGGAGGAGGAGGUGGUGGUGGCUUGGAAUUUGGGUACUGAGUUGGAGGUUGAAGUUUUGAGGCAAAUUUCAGAGACACUUGCUGCCAAUGAUUGCUUGGAUAUCUGUAUCGAAAUCUUUGUGAAGGUGAGAUACAGAAGGGCAGCAAAAGCAUUGAUGAAGUUAAACCCAGACUACCUCCGAACAUACACUCCAGAAGAAAUCAACGAGAUGGAAUGGGAGACCUUAGAAACCGCCAUAACUCUGUGGAUCCAACACUUCGAACUCGCAGUCAAAAAAGUCCUCGUAUCGGAAAAAAACCUCUGCAACCAAGUCCUGGGUCAAAUCAUGGACGGCCUAAUCAUAUGGCAAGAAUGCUUCGUCAAGAUCGCAGACAAAAUCAUGGCCGUCUUCUUCAGAUUCGGCGAAGGCGUCGCCAGAAGCAGCAAAGAGCCCCAAAAGCUAUUCAAAUUGCUAGACAUGUUUGAUUCUCUUGAAAAUCUGAAAACUCAAUUCUCCGUAGUCUUCGAAGGCGAGGCUGGAGCCGAUAUUUGUCUCCGGUUUCGAGAACUCGAGAAGCUUCUGGUCCAUGCGGCCAGCAAGGUGUUUUGGGAGUUUGGGUUGCAGAUUGAAGGGAAUCAGGAUGGGCUUCCGCCACCGCCGGAUGGGUCGAUUCCGAAACUGGUUCGGUACGCUACGAACUAUUUGAAGUAUCUUGCGACGGAGACUUAUAGCGUGCCCAUGGCGAAAGUUCUUCGGACUGAACAUAUAUGGAAAGCUGGUGUGCUGUCGAAGCCGGAGACUCAUGAGAAUUUGCUUAAGAACGCCAUUGCUAAUGUUAUGGAAGCGCUUAAGAGGAAUGUGGAGGCCAAACGAUCACGCUACAACAAGGACAAGGUACUUCCCCAUGUGUUCGGCAUGAACACCUGCUGGUACAUCUACAUGAGAACUAGAAACACUGAGCUCGGAAAGUUAUUGGGCGAGCAAUACAUGAAGAAGAGGUACAAGGUUGUCGCAGAGGAAUCAGCUUACCUAUAUCAGAAGCAAGCUUGGGGGUCCCUAGUAAGACUACUAGACAAGGAAGACACAAAUAGACUUAACAAUGAAGCCAUUAAUGGAACUCUAAUUCGAGGGAAAUUGGAAGCUUUCAUGAACACUUUCAACGAGGUCUCUCAAAGGCAUCGAAGCUCUUAUAGCAUACCUGAUGUGGAUUUGAGAACUCAGAUUAGGGAAGCUACUGUGAAGCUUGUCGUGCCGGCUUAUACUGACUUCUUGAACACUUAUGCCUCUGUUUUACAAGUAAAGUCGUGCUUAUCGCCAGAGGCAAUUGAGGGAUUGGUGGGUCAAAUUUUUGAGGGCGGUGAUAGAGAGAAAGAAGGAAAGAUGAAACUUAGGCGUCGAGAAUCAAAGGAUCGGAUGGAGGAGAGGCAGUCCGAAUCAAUUGAGCGAUCGCAUGAGAUCAAAGAUUUUCGACGGUCAAAAUCAAAUACUAGUGAUGCAUGAAAAGGCAUUCAAAUUUUGUCCCAUUGGUCUCCAUAUUUUCAUCAUGCAUUCGAGAGGUACUAAACCUCCAAAUUUCCUAAUCUAUGCACAUUUUUGUGCAAGUACACAGUUAUAGUCGAUUUUCAUGUCUAUAAGUGUUUUAUUUUACUUUUUGUAUAUUAUUGUGCAAAUAGCACAACUCAUGUGGCUAAGUUGGAUGUCUUGUAUUUCACUUUCUGAGUGAUUAUGAGUUGUUCUGUUUAACAUUUUGUUACUAUUUUCAUAUGGUUAGAUUGAUGUUCAAAAUGUAGGGAUUUUAGCUGUAUGUGCUGCGUGAAUGGUGCUAUUUUUACUGUUUGGGCAUGUAGAUUACUAUGUGAUAAGGCUUAUCUGGACAUUAUGAAUUAAUAAAUUUUUAAAUAAGUUACCAAAAUUUCAAUAUUU